CAGUGUGCACGCACGCGCGAGUCGCUAUCUAAAGUGCUACAAGUGAAUAAACAACAUGGUGAAGUUCGAAGGAGAUUUUAGUAUUAACGCGAUUUUAAUGAAUCAUGCGGGCUCCAAACCACCGCCAUCUCCUACUACAUCAAAUACCACCCCAUCUGAAGCGGAUUUGAGCGAUUCAGAGCUGGAUGUUACGGGCACCGAGCCCGUUGACUGCACCAAGCCUAAAGACGACGAGAAGAAGGACAAGAAACAUGAAAAACCUGCAUACAGCUACAAUGCAUUAAUAAUGAUGGCAAUACGGAACAGUCCCGAGAAACGUCUCACAUUAAAUGGAAUCUACGAGUACAUAAUGACCAACUUUCCCUACUACAGAGAGAACAGGCAGGGCUGGCAGAACUCCAUCAGACACAACCUAAGUUUGAACAAGUGUUUUGUUAAAGUGCCGCGACAUUACGAUGACCCUGGUAAAGGGAAUUACUGGAUGUUGGAUGCGUCCGCCGAAGAUGUUUUUAUUGGUGGUACAACUGGCAAGCUCCGUCGGCGCUCAGCCUUGAACGGCAGAUCACGUCUUGCUUGUUUUAAGCGGCCUUUAUUCCCUGGUGGCCCGUUACCUGGAGGUUAUCCGCCGACCACAUACUCUCAGUUGGUCGGUUUGUACUCGCAAUUGCUGUACCAGCGAUACGCCCCUAUGCAAAUGAAGACUCCGCCAGUGACUCCUAGCGCCAUGCACCCGGCUUUUAGAACUGAGAACUACUCAGGCUUACCUUAUUCUCCAGCGAUGUAUGAGCGCGUGCCGUCGGGUCCGUUCUUGGGCCAGUCGCCGCUACUCCAGAGCUCCUUGAACCCUCAAAUGAUGUCGCAAACGUCCCCGCUGCUGCCUCCAUCACCACCUAUCAUGCAACAUUCGCCCAGCAACUCAGGUGCUUCCAGCCCUGAGCUGCCUUCACCUUCGCACCAUCCACUAACACCCCACAUCUACAAACCGGUGACAGUGUUAACGCGACAAUAACUGAAAUCUCAAGAGGCUGAACACGUUAGUGUUGAUUAUCUGUGAUCUAGAUUGUAAUGCACCAGUGGAAUUAGUUUUAAGGUAAUCUCUGCAAUAUUAUGUAUUGUUAUCGUAGCAUUCCGCUUCGUCUAUUGUAAAUAUUCCAAAGUAAUGUAUAUUUAUUUAAUAAAUAGUUUUAAG
Molecule: messenger RNA, 1189 nt
Organism: Pieris brassicae (large cabbage white)
Lineage: Eukaryota; Metazoa; Arthropoda; Insecta; Lepidoptera; Pieridae
Gene: Foxg1
Product: fork head domain transcription factor slp2-like
Exons: 1
Coding region: 56-1009 (317 amino acids)
Biological process (GO): regulation of transcription by RNA polymerase II
Cellular component (GO): nucleus
Molecular function (GO): sequence-specific double-stranded DNA binding; DNA-binding transcription factor activity
Source: RefSeq, a predicted model, not a curated record